AUCUUCUGGAUUCCUCCUGCGCCAGGUUUUGUCGACCCGAACUUGCUAACGUUUCGCCAAUCAGAGCUUAACUAAAACUGGCUCGCAUUUUACUCCGUACCUGCUUAUAUAUUGUUUGAGGGGGGCGGAGCUAAAUGAGGGGCGUAAACACCGUAAAACACUAAGAUUAUUAGGUUGCUUACAGAUUUCUAUAGACCCUCAGAUCUUUCCCUGGUAGAACAAUUGAUUACAUGCUACAGGUUUCGUGGUUGUCUUCUGCACCUGCUGACGCAGGAGCAAUCCAGUAUUAUGGAAGUUUAAUACAGUUAAAUUGUCGUUUAGCCAUUACAUUUAGUUUCUCAGGCAUGUCCUCAAAGUCGAUCCCAUUGGUGGUGGCAAAUGGCAGCUGACUGAAAAAGACAUUCGGUCUGGUAAUAUUACCGAACACAUUUUUGAUGCGAUACUUGUUUGCGUCGGGAACUAUUCCGUGCCAAAGUUGCCCGAAAUACAGGGGAUGGAAACUUUCACUGGGAGGAGCGUUCACAGUCACAGCUAUAGAAGGCCGGACGAUUACAAAGGGAAAAGGGUGCUUGUGGUGGGUGCUGGUCCCUCCGGCGUCGACAUAUCCAGGAUACUAAGUGACGUUGCUGAACGCGUGUUUUUGAGUUUGGACGGAGUAUCUUUCGCAAAAAUCGGAGCCAGCGUUGUCCAAAAACCGCUAGUCGUCAAGUUAGAAGGCGACCGGGCUUUAUUUUCCGACGAAUCUCAAGAAACUAUAGACGAUAUUAUUUACUGUACAGGUUAUCAGUACUCGUAUCCGUUUCUUACGGAAAGAUGCGGCAUCACGGUGGAAAACAAUUGGGUGAAAUACCUUUACAAACACGUCGUAAACGUUGCGCAUCCCACGAUGGGUUUCAUCGGGGUCACAUUCAAAGUGUGCCCGUUUCCUGUGGUGGGUGUGCAAGUAAGAUUCUUUCUGACUCUUCUCGGUGGUCGAGUAAAGAUCGACAAAGAGGCGAUGUUGGAUGAGGUUUUGAAGGACAUGCGCAGGAGGAAGGAAAUGGGUUGGCCCGAACAUCACGCCCACAAAAUUGGUCUGGAGCAGCGCGCUUACGUCAACGAUUUGGCCGACACCGGGAAAAUCUAUAGACUGAAACCGGUCGUAUGCUCGCUUUACGAGCAUCUGGUGGAACACAGAAACGAUAGGAAACGUUUCAGAAUACUAAACGACGAAGAAUUUGAAGAAUUCUGAUCGACGCUUAUUUUCCCCCAUCAAAAUCGAGUAUCAAAUUAUUAAUGACUGUUAUUUG
Cylas formicarius (sweet potato weevil) is the source of this 1289-nucleotide messenger RNA. Its product is annotated as senecionine N-oxygenase-like. The record is from RefSeq and is a predicted model, not a curated record. Gene Ontology annotation, molecular function: flavin adenine dinucleotide binding; N,N-dimethylaniline monooxygenase activity; NADP binding. The transcript has 4 exons. Lineage: Eukaryota; Metazoa; Arthropoda; Insecta; Coleoptera; Brentidae. The coding region runs from base 494 to 1231 and encodes 245 amino acids.